UCUACCUUGUACUUAUAAAUAGGUAGACCACAUCCACCAUCCUACUCCAAAGUCUUCUUCUAGUAUCAGUUGAUAAAUCUUGUACUCAAAAGGUCUAUUCUUGUGCAUUCCUCCUUGGUGAUAUUCAUGGGUACCUGUCUGCCCUCGGUGAUUACAAACGCCAUGCAAAUCCUCAAGCUGCAGCCUGUUCAUAUUAGAAAUCAGUCUGAUGUUCCAAGAGGCCAUUUUGCAGUUUAUGUGGGAGAUACUCAGAAGAAGCGAUUUGUGGUACCAAUAUCUUACUUGAAUCAUCCUUCAUUCCAAGACUUGCUGCAGCAGGCCGAGGAAGAGUUUGGAUUUGAUCAUCCAAUGGGUGGUCUUACAAUUCCUUGCAAAGAAGAGACUUUUGUUGAUCUUGCUUCUCGACUGAAUCAUCUGUGACUGCUGGGAAGUAGAGAUAUUCUACUAUAUUUCUUGGGAUUUUCUUUUGUUUUUUUUUUUUUCUCGUUUUUUUCCCUCUAAGAUAGAGGUGUAGUAAACCCCCGUAUGGUAAAUGCUAAGUUCAAUCCCCAUAAAUGAAGUUGUUUCUCCCCAAGUUGAGCCAGGUGACAAAUAGUUUUCCUUCAAAACUCUCACGCUGAUUCUCUGGCCUUGUAUCUGAGGGAACUGAAAAUUAUGAUCAGUUUGCAUUGUAUACAAGUCUUCUGCUGAUUGGAAAUAUUUGAACACCAAAACACAGUGUGCAACAUGAACGUGUAGGAGACUGAGUCAAACACCUUUGUGGUUCAGAGAAAUUCUCAAUGAUUCUCCCUAUGAUGUCAAAACAUGAUUCGGUCUUAGGUCUGCCAUACACAAGCAAACUACAUAGAGCAAUCACAGUUAAGCUUUAAUGUAGGACCAUGUGUCUGGCAUCUCAUAUCUAAAGGGUGAGAGCCUUCCGCAGGCUCUGCAAGGUGUAAUAAACAGAGUAAGAGAAAAUCCUAUGACACUACUUGUAAGUCGAUCAAAAAUUAUUUCAAGGUGUUCGUAGUAACCUGUCUAAUGUUUUACACUCUUCCAAUAAUUUC
This is a messenger RNA of Vitis riparia (riverbank grape), 1046 nucleotides long. Its product is annotated as auxin-responsive protein SAUR21-like. The record is from RefSeq and is a predicted model, not a curated record. The coding region runs from base 127 to 420 and encodes 97 amino acids. NCBI's taxonomy places the organism in Eukaryota, Viridiplantae, Streptophyta, Magnoliopsida, Vitales, Vitaceae. The transcript has a single exon. Gene Ontology annotation, biological process: response to auxin.